Hibiscus syriacus is the source of this 767-nucleotide messenger RNA. RefSeq lists its product as uncharacterized. The transcript has 2 exons. The record is from RefSeq and is a predicted model, not a curated record. Bases 68 to 493 code for a protein of 141 amino acids. NCBI's taxonomy places the organism in Eukaryota, Viridiplantae, Streptophyta, Magnoliopsida, Malvales, Malvaceae.
AAGGCAUCAAAGCCCUUCCAAAGCUAAAACAAACUUUUAAAAGGGAAAGCAAGCAAGCAAGAAGAAGAUGAAUCUUUCAUAUUCCUAUUUGGUUCUUUCUUUUCAACUUCUACUUUUGAUGUGUGGACAUGAGAUAUAUGCUGUGAAGGAUUUGAGGGAAAAUCAAGGGGAUGUUUAUCAUGCCACGGGAGAUGCCGUGAAAGAGUUUUCUCAACUUGUCAAGGAACUUGAGGAUAAAUAUUCUAAUGUUGCUGCUUGGAGAUCUUCUGUCGAUAAAAAUCCCGAAUUAUCCUCUCAACUUGUCAAAGAACUCGAGGAUGAAUAUGCUAAUGUUGCUGCUUGGAGAUCUUCUGUCGAAAUCAAUCCUGACUUGCCUUCUCAACUUGUCAAGAAAUUGGAGGAUAAAUAUUCUAAUGUUGCUGCUUGGAGAUCUUCUGCCGAAAUAAACCCUGAUUUAUCUUCUCAACUUACUAAAGAGUUUGAAGAUAUCUAAUGCUGUUAAUUGGAGAUCAUCGAUCGAUAAAAAACGUGAAUCGUCUUCUCAACUUGUUAAAGAGCUCGAAGAUAAAUAUUCUGAUCUUUCUGUCUUGAAAUCUUACCUGGAAAAAGGUUCUGAACCAUCUUCUCAACGUGCUAAGGGAUUGGAAGCUAUAUAUUCCAUAAUUAGGAACGUCUAAGGUAACAUAGAUGGAGCUUGAGAACAGGGUUUGACAAAAAAUGGGAAGUAAUAUUAUGCUUAAUAAACUACCUCUCCAAAUCUUGUAAGC